UCUAAGCAUUUCGCAAAGGGGGCUUACUUGCUUUCCCGUUUAGGGUCAUCAGAAGUGUAAAUCGGUCGCAAUGGCAGCGGCCAAUUUAAAAUCACUUCGCCAGUGACAUUGACAACUGUUCUCGAAAUGUCAAAAAGGACGGAGUGUGUGUACAUACUGUUGUUUUUAAUUCCGGCAGUAACACGCCAUUUGCCGCCUUUAUGGAACCGAUAAACGAACCGAAGCAAUUGUACAAUAGAACAUAUUCCGACGCGUUACGUACGAACGAGACGGAAACGGCCCGAUGGACAGUCUACCGGCAAGAACAUGUAGAGCUGAAAGAGAAUCUACGAAUGUAUCAAAAAGCCCCCAAAGCGGACAUAAUGAUCCCGAUAGGAACGAAAGCAUUCCUUCCUGGCCAGCUGUACCACACGGGUGAAGUUUUGGUCAGCCAUGGUUGCGGUUAUUUUUCCGAUUGCUCCACGAAUCAGGCACAAUCGAUCGCCGACCGGCGUAUCCAGAUGGCGGAGGAACUUCUGCAAAAGUACGAACGUGAGCGUUCGCUGUACAACGAUAAGCUUGAAGUUCCACUGACAAGUGAAGCAUUUGCUGGUGAAAAUAUUCAAGAAAUUAUUGAAGCUUAUGAUGAGGAGGCGGAAACCCGUUGGCGGCAAGAGCAUCGUCGUCGUGUGCGAGAAAGUAAGCAACAGGAAGCAAAAGAUCGAGCAGCGAUAAAGGUCGCGUCGGAACAGAGGGACGACAGUGAGCUGUUUGCCAAGUUAGAGGAAAUGGAAUUGCUCGAAGAGUUGGAACACGAAAUGGAUCAGUUGGAACUUCCGUCCGGGGAGGAUGAUGACGACCAGCUGAGACGCCUGAUGCGAGGUGAAAUCCGGAUGAAUGAACGACCACGAAUAGCGCACAAACAAACGGAAUCUUCUACUGUACCUGAGUUUGCUAUGCAUACAAAAAGUGUUGCUAAUGAUAAAUCGAAACCUGAAGAAGAACACCUGGAAGAACAAAUGGACACAACGGACGAUGAAGAGGAUGAAAAUGAUGAUGAUGAUGAUGUUUCGGCCGAGUUUUCGGAUCUUCUAAACGAAACAAAAAAUUGUCCAAAAAAGGAAAAAAUUAAAAUUUUCCAGGCUAAACUUAAGGAUGUCCGUCAAAGGCUAUACCAGAAUUCAAUGGACAUUGUGCAAAAGGUAGACCUGUAUCAGCUGCACGAUGAACUGGAGGAAGCGUUAGAUUUUUUGCUUCCGUUGAAAGAGCCCGUCGACGUAGAGACGCAGCCCGUAGAGCAACCUGAGCUAAGCGGUAUUGAUAAAAGCAAAAAAGUGAAAUUUGCCGAACAGGAGCAGAUCAAACUCAUUACCAGUAGACAUCAAGACCACACGGACGAGGAAGAAUUACACAAUCCUUCAAAAUCCACACUAUUUCUUCCAAUCGUACAUUCGCCCGAGUAUUACAGUUCGGAUUCGAAAGAGGAGAUUGUGUCCCCGGCUGAUAUAUAUCGGAAGUUUCUCGCGGAAGAAGAGUCCCUCAAACAUUUGCAAUUUUCGAAUCUGAAACCAAUCCUGAAAAAUCGUAAAACAAACUAUCCCAGUGCGGAACGUCCUACAAAACAACCAGCAAGCAAGAAUACACUCACGACAUCGAUACCGGAUUUGUUGGGGGAAGUCCUAGAACAUACCAGCGUAGCCGUAGCAACCGAAGCUGACGUCAAACCGGUACAGCCGCAGCAACAGCAAAAGAGAAAAGUGAGUCGUUUUAAGCAGCAACGAAACUGAAAUGAAGUAGGUAAGCAUUGUUUCGAUACACAGAUUAUACACAGAUUUCUUCCGA
Messenger RNA from Anopheles funestus (African malaria mosquito), 1821 nucleotides. RefSeq names its product unconventional prefoldin RPB5 interactor-like protein (gene uri). The transcript is spliced from 2 exons. Lineage: Eukaryota; Metazoa; Arthropoda; Insecta; Diptera; Culicidae. Bases 201 to 1766 code for a protein of 521 amino acids. Gene Ontology annotation, biological process: negative regulation of phosphatase activity; negative regulation of transcription by RNA polymerase II. The record is from RefSeq and is a predicted model, not a curated record. Gene Ontology annotation, molecular function: chromatin binding; transcription corepressor activity; phosphatase inhibitor activity.